Messenger RNA from Dendrobium catenatum, 1218 nucleotides. RefSeq lists its product as uncharacterized. The record is from RefSeq and is a predicted model, not a curated record. The transcript has 6 exons. Bases 63 to 1058 code for a protein of 331 amino acids. NCBI's taxonomy places the organism in Eukaryota, Viridiplantae, Streptophyta, Magnoliopsida, Asparagales, Orchidaceae.
UUUUAGAAGGUCACCGCAUAACCCCUUGUUGCUGCCGCUUCCCGCUUGCCAUCUUCUCCACCAUGCUCUUAUCCUGCAAGUUUCCUCUGUCUCUCUCUUCUUCGAGUAACCGAAACCCAAGAAUCCGUUCUGAACUUCCAAAAUCACCUCUACAUCGAGCCUCCAUCACUCAAUUACCGAAAACCUUCAAUCAAAGAGCCUUGCUCGGCAUUCGGCCUUCGAUCUACUUCAUUGGAACUAGAGUUCAGUUUCCCGCUUGUAGGGAUUCCACUGAGCCCCGCGAUUCGGGAGUACCAGUUGGAGAAGAGGUGAAGAGGAGCGGAGAUGGCGGUGGCCGUGGAAACAAUUGGACGACUUCGGUUCUGCUCUUUGGGCUCUGGGCUGGGCUCAUGUACUACGUGUUCCGUCUUUCGCCUGACCAGACUCCGUAUAGGGAUGUGUAUUUUGUUCAGAAGCUCUUGUACCUGAAAGGUGAUGAUGGCUAUCAGAUGAAUGAAGUUCUCGUGGCUUUGUGGAACAUCAUGGGAUUAUGGCCGGUCGUUUAUAGCAUGCUGUUGCUUCCAACUGGUAGAAGCUCAAGCAGCAAGGUUCCUGUAUGGCCGUUCCUUCUUCUCUCUUUCUUUGGUGGUGCAUAUGCUCUUAUCCCAUAUUUUGUUCUUUGGAAGCCUCCACCACCGGCCAUUGGAGAAGAUGAAAUUAGAAAAUGGCCUUUGAAUUUCUUGGAAUCAAGGAUAACUGCAUCGUUUGUGGUUGCUGCAGGCUUAGGCUUGGUGGCAUAUGCUCUCUUAGCUAAUGGCGACGUGUGGGCGGAAUUCUACCAAUACUUCAGAGAAAGUAAAUUUAUUCAUGUUAUGAGCCUUGAUUUCUUGCUGCUCUCAUCCUUCGCACCGUUUUGGAUCUACAAUGACAUGACUGCUAGGAGAUGGUUAGAUAAAGGUUUGUGGCUUCUUCCAUUGUCACUCGUUCCUCUUUUGGGACCAGCAUUGUAUGUUGUUCUUCGACCACAGCUUGCAGAUUUACCUAGACGUGUCUUCCCAGACCCGAUCGAGAAAGAUUAGGCUAAACCGAGCAAAGUAAUUCUCUUUAAUUAACUUGUAGCUAUGAACGCUCGCUUCGUUUGGGACGGUUUUCUUAUUGCUUCUAAAAUUAGUUUUUUUAGUAUAAAAAUUAAAAUUUUUGCACUAAAAAAUUGCUUUAAGAAAUAAUAGAAAAGCCGUC